AUGUCAAAUUAUGUUUUGUCUCACGAGUAUGACUUUUUCCAAAAUCUCGAAAUGCACGUUCGGGCCAAUUUCCCCCCGUUGUGCGGAAGAGACCACUUGGCCUUCAGGUCAUACUACCAUCCCUGUAAGAAUGUCAUUGAUGGUGAUCUUUGCGAGCAGUUUGGACUGAUGGAUGCAUCGGCGCAACGUGAAGUAACUGAAGGAUUGGAUAGAACAACAAGCGAGGUUGGUUAA
Strongylus vulgaris is the source of this 234-nucleotide messenger RNA. Lineage: Eukaryota; Metazoa; Nematoda; Chromadorea; Rhabditida; Strongylidae. The record is from the annotation of a GenBank genome assembly.